AUGCCCUACUUCCCAGAUGAAGUGGUGGAGCACAUCCUUGGCUUCAUAUCGUCGCACCGUGACCGCGAUGCUGCAUCUCUCGUGUGUCACGCGUGGUACCGCAUCGAGGGCCUCACUCGCCGCUCCGUGUUCAUUUCCAACUGCUAUGCCGUGCGCCCAGAGCGUGUGCACGCGCGUUUCCCCUGCCUGCGCUCGCUGACCGUGAAGGGCAAGCCACGCUUUGCUGACUUCAACCUUGUCCCUGCGGGGUGGGGUGCCUCAGCGGAGCCAUGGGUGGAUGCGUGUGCCCGUGCGUGCCCUGGCCUUGAAGAGCUCCGCCUGAAGCGGAUGGUUGUCACUGAUGGUUGCCUCAAUCACCUUGCUCACUCAUUUCCCAAUUUGAGAUCACUAGUCCUUGUUAGCUGUGAGGGGUUCAGCACUGAUGGCCUUGCUACUAUUGCCACCAAUUGCAGGUUUCUGAAGGAACUUGACUUACAAGGGAGUCAGGUGGAGUUUCGAGGCCGUCAUUGGUUUAGUUGUUUCCCCAAGCCUUCGACAUCAUUAGAAUCCUUGAAUUUUGCUUGCUUGGAUGGAGCAGUGAGUGCUAAUGCAUUGGAAAGUCUUGUUGCAAGGAGUCCAAAUCUUAAAAGCUUAAGGUUAAAUCGUGCAGUUCCACCAGCUGUUUUAGCCAAAAUUCUUACUUCCGCUCCUAAGCUGGUGGAUUUAGGUACAGGAUUGGUUGCUCAAAGCAAUAAUGCUGGUGCACUCCCCAGUCUCUACAGUGCUAUUCAACAAUGCAGUUCUCUGAAUAGUUUAUCUGGCUUUUGGGAUUCUCCACGUUGGAUUACUCCAAUAAUACAAUAUAUUUGCAAGAACCUAACAUGCUUGAACCUUAGCUAUGCUCCAAUGUUUCGGACAGUUGAUCUUAUUGGAAUUAUUCGCCAAUGUCAGAAUCUCCGACACUUGUGGGUACUAGAUCACAUUGGUGAUGCAGGAUUAAAGGUUGUAGCCUCUUCUUGCCUGGAGCUGCAAGAGUUGAGGGUAUUUCCUGCGAAUGCAAAUGUGUUAAUAAGCACUGGUGUGACAGAGGAAGGGCUGGUUGCAGUAUCUUCAGGCUGUCGGAAGCUAAACUCUGUUCUCUAUUCCUGCCGUCGAAUGACUAAUUCUGCUCUGAUCACGGUGGCAAAGAACUGCUCGCGAAUCACGUCCUUCAGACUGCAUAUCUGCCUGCAUGGGUCAGUAGAUGCCGUGACAGGCCAGCCACUGGACGAGGGUUUUGGGGCAAUCGUCCGGUCAUGCAAGGGCCUCAGGCGCUUAUCUAUGUCUGGCCUUCUCACGGACAGUGUGUUCCUGUACAUCGGCAUGUACGCCGAGAGGCUGGAGACGCUCUCUGUCUCGUUUGCAGGAGAUAGUGAUGAUGGCAUGAUCUAUGUGCUCAAUGGCUGCAAGAAUCUCAGGAAGCUGGAGAUCAGGAACUGCCCAUUUGGCAACACCGCGCUUCUCGCAGGCAUGCACCGGUCCCUCGCGGCAGCCAUGCCAGGCCUCAACGUCGAGGUCAUCAGCCAGGCGGAUGGAGGCGCCAACGAUGCAAAGAAGAAGAAGUGGAACGCAAUGUUAUGGUUUCAUCUUGGUGUUUGGUUGGAGCCAAUGAAAAGAAUGAAACGGUUUCAUUUCAAUGUUCUUGACGAUGGUUUUGCUAUUUCACAUGGGUCUGAAUUUUCUGGUGGGCACCGUCAGGAGUGGCGGGGGACGGGAGCUGGCACUUCAGCCUGGGUUGGGUUGGGAGGUGGGUGUACCGGAAGGAAGAAGAGGAGCGGCCGUUCUUGCAGGCAUAUGCAGCCGGUGGCCACUCCGGCCCUAGCGUCCACUCGCCACCACACCUCCUGCUCUGAUCCCAAGCCUUUCGAUCCACUAUCUCACGCCAUGGCCCUAGCUGAUCUCAACUUCGAAAUUGGUCAAGAUUUUGUCAUGGAAGUCUGGAGAAAAUGGGGAGUGCCAAUCAACUACGAGGAAGGCAAAGACAUGGAAGAGUUCCUCCUGGUUGCGGAGUUCACUCGAUCACAAAUCCGACUCACGGAAGAAUCAUUAAGCACUAUUCUCUUAUCUUGUUUUGGAGGUAGAGGAUCACUUUUUAAGGUCCAAUUUCUCAGAAUUGGUCGUUUAAAUUCUCUGUCUCCUCCAAAGAAGUGGGGUUUUCGAUCAUCGAGGGAGGCAACAUCUCUCUUCCUCUACCGAAUAUCAACUUCCUACUUUGGGGCAAUGGUGGUCCUAAUUCCAGUUGGGAAUUGGAUCAAUACCUCAAAGAAAAAGAAGAUGCUUGGACGCACAUCUUUCAUCGUCACCCUAGGAAGUCCUACAUCCAGGCUCUGCAAUCUCCAAGGAUCUAUCUAG
This is a messenger RNA of Triticum turgidum subsp. durum (durum wheat), 2370 nucleotides long. The record is from the annotation of a GenBank genome assembly. Lineage: Eukaryota; Viridiplantae; Streptophyta; Magnoliopsida; Poales; Poaceae.